CAAUGCGAGAGAAGUUUGGAAGAUACGAACAAUAUGAAUGUGAAUGAACAUUAUCUUCACACUUUGUCAAAUGAGAAGUUAUGCACCGAGGACUUGAAUGAAAAGAAUGAAGAUGCAUGUGCUACAUCAAUUGAAGUGCAUAUCAUUCCAGACGAAAAUGAAAAUAUUUUACCACUUCCAAUCAAAAGGAGUACAAGAGAUUAUGGAAAUGAACCAUUACGAGCACUAUGUGGUUAUCCUAAUCAUGUCAUGAAAACACGUUCAUCAAGGGAGAGGAAACCAAGUAAAUUCAAGGUCUCCCCGUUUGUACACAAAUUAAGGAAGAUGGUAAAACACGAAGCAUCAGAGCAAAUGAUUUUGUGCGGGAGUCCUCAUCCUUUUUUCGAUAGAAAAACAUCCAUCGUGAGUAAGUACAUUAGCGAAUUGGAUGAUUGCGAGAAGCUAUUUAUUCCAAUGCAUGACGAUUGCCCUGGUCAUUGGUAUCUGUGCGUCAUUGACUUCAAAGACUUUGAUAUCCAAAUUUUGGAUUCAUUACGAUCGAAGAGUCGGGACGAGUUCCGGUUUAAGAGUGUGAAAAAAGUGGGAAAGAUGUCUUCCAAUUCUCCAUUGAUUGGGCUCCUUCGAUUCCAACUCAAGAUAAUGGGUGGGACUGUGGAGUGCAUGUCAUUAGACAUAUGCAGAGAUUCAAAAAUGGUGAUUCGAUGACGAGAUCCGACUUUUGUAAUUCCAUUAAAAUACGUCGAGAAAUAGCAUGUGAUUUAGUUUUACACGAGGGAAAUAGAGAAAAACAAACCAUUGUGGCUAUUGUUUGUACAAAGACGUCGACACGAGCAAUGAAAAAAUUAUUAUUAUGAUAUUUGUUAUUUUUCUAAUA
Molecule: messenger RNA, 874 nt
Organism: Vitis riparia (riverbank grape)
Lineage: Eukaryota; Viridiplantae; Streptophyta; Magnoliopsida; Vitales; Vitaceae
Exons: 6
Coding region: 34-705 (223 amino acids)
Biological process (GO): proteolysis
Molecular function (GO): cysteine-type peptidase activity
Source: RefSeq, a predicted model, not a curated record